AUGGAAUCGUGUGUUGAGGCCAAGAUCCAUCGUAAUCAUUUCAUCAACAACAACGAACACACCAAAAGUGGCACGGUAGCACUCGAGAUGUCACCUCAUCAGCAUUCAAAGGUUUUUCACGUGGACAUCGCCGAAAACGUUUGGAUGCACAACAAAGGUGCAUGGUGUCUCUACAUCAUACCCAACAACGACAAUCCGCUCAACGGUAGUGUGCAUGACAAUAAAUUCGAGCGUAAUGAAAACCAACGAGGUUCAGUGAUCGUUGGAUCGUCGCAGUUCAGAAUCAACGAUAACGAAUUCGAUAAUCGUCUCGAGAAGUUCGAUCUGGAAAUUGAAUUUCUCCAAAGUAAUGCACUGGACGCUACGAAUAACUAUUGGGGCGAUCAAGAGAAUAGCGAAUCUAUCGAAAAGAGGAUCCUCGAUGGAAGAAUCGAUCAUUCCAGAGGAAUUGCUUAUAUUGAUCCAAUCGGCAGAAAACGUUCUCCAGCACCAAUAGCAGAUGAUUGUGAAGUGACGACAAAUUGCACUACGAAUGCGCAUUGUAUCGAACCGAACGAAUGCGAAUGUGACCAUGGUUUUGGUGGAGCGAAUUGUUCGGAGAAAUUGAAUGAUUGUUCAUCGCUGAACGAUUGCUCAACCAAUGGAAAUUGCGUAGCACCGAACCACUGUAAGUGCUAUGAAGGAUGGUAUGGAGAUGACUGUUCGACGCCGUCCUGUGAACUUCUAUCAAACUGUAGUGCACAUGGUCAAUGUGUAUCACUCAACGAAUGCUUAUGUGAUCCACUCUAUCAAGGUGAUCUGCUCGAUUCCAUCUCUAUUCCGCGCUACAAAUUUGAAUUGCUCACAUCCACUAUCACUUUUAGUUUGCCAUUAAAUCUCGCGGUUCUUCUCAAUCUCGUUCGAGCGAAAUUCAGGUCUCUGACGGCUUGGGAUGUGUUCAGUUGUUUAUUUUCUUCGCAAUCAGAGUAA
Molecule: messenger RNA, 969 nt
Organism: Anisakis simplex (herring worm)
Lineage: Eukaryota; Metazoa; Nematoda; Chromadorea; Rhabditida; Anisakidae
Source: the annotation of a GenBank genome assembly